This is a messenger RNA of Chaetomium strumarium, 1736 nucleotides long. Its product is annotated as Bystin-domain-containing protein. Gene Ontology annotation, biological process: rRNA processing. The coding region runs from base 190 to 1641 and encodes 483 amino acids. Gene Ontology annotation, cellular component: cytoplasm; nucleolus; preribosome, small subunit precursor. Gene Ontology annotation, molecular function: snoRNA binding. The record is from RefSeq and is a predicted model, not a curated record. The transcript is spliced from 7 exons. NCBI's taxonomy places the organism in Eukaryota, Fungi, Ascomycota, Sordariomycetes, Sordariales, Chaetomiaceae.
GCCAAUUGAUUUCCUUGCGCGCCCGUAGCAGACCCCACACUUGGCGACUAGGUUUUGUGUGAAGUGAACGAAAAAUUCCAGACAACUCAGGCCUGAAGAUAGCCUACGCCAAAGCGGUCUGGCACAUCUGGCAGACGACAAUUCGGGAAAAAGAAAAAAGAUCCAGCGGACGGACUACACCACUACACGAUGCCGAAAGCCACAACAGCGAGCUUGUCUCAAAAGAGACGCCACAAUCCUCUCGAAGAUGACCUCCUUGCAACUGGGCUCCUUAAGAACAGGGAAGGAAGGCCUUCGAAACGGGCGGACAGGAAGCAGGCUGAAGAGCAGGCCUAUGUCGACGCCAAGGCUUCCCGCAAGAUCCUGGCCAUGAGCCGCGACCUCAUAGAUGAGGAGGGACUUCAGUCUGGCCCCCGCACGAAAGAUCCAUCUGGCCCAUCAGCCUUCGAUUUUGACCCGUCUCGGCUGGAGGACGGUAGCGACCAGGAGGAGCAGGAAUUUGCCAACGAAGAGGCGUGGGGGGAUGAAGAGGAUGUUGUUGAGGAGAUUGAGAUCGAUGCGGCCGACCUCGAGACAUUCAACAAGUUCAUUACGCCCACAAUGAACGACGAUCCCCUACUGACAAACGGCUGGGACGGGAAGCCAAGUGAUCAUGCAGAGGACCAGAGUGCGGCAGGGACGAAUCUGGCCGACCUCAUCCUGGCCAAGAUUGCGGAGAAGGAGGCUACGCAAGGCGGACGGCAGGAGCAGCACAACCCGGUUGAGGAGGACUAUGAAUUACCACCAAAGGUUAUCGAAGUCUAUACCAAGAUUGGGCUCAUCCUUGCGCGGUACAAGUCUGGUCCCUUGCCAAAACCGUUCAAGAUCUUGCCACAAAUACCACAUUGGGAAGAUAUUCUCCAAAUCACGCGCCCAGACUUAUGGACUCCAAAUGCUUGCUACGCUGCGACAAGAAUCUUUGUCUCCGCCAAACCACUGGUCGUCCAGCGCUUCAUGGAGAUGGUCAUUCUGGAGCGCGUCCGCGAAGAUAUCUACGAGAACAAGAAACUCAAUGUUCAUUUGUUCAACUGUUUGAAGAGGGGCCUGUUCAAGCCGGCCGGCUUCUUCAAGGGUUUCCUGUUCCCGUUGGCAGCAUCUGGCACUUGCACAUUGCGAGAAGCACAAAUCAUCUCCGCUGUACUGGCUCGAGUGUCUAUCCCUGUGCUUCAUUCAGCCGCAGCCAUCAAGACGCUGUGUGAUAUUGCUGCAGAGCAGGCCUCGCAGCAAUCAGAGUGCGUCAGCGCGACAAACUAUAUGCUCAAGGUCCUUCUGGAGAAGCGAUAUGCUUUACCGUGGCAAUGCGUGGACUCUCUUGUCUUCCAUUUCCUCCGGUAUGCAGCUUCUGCCAGAGAUGGAGAUGCUGCCCCCAAGGCCCUGCCCGUCAUCUUUCACCAGUGCAUGCUUGUGUUCGCGCAACGAUAUCGCAAUGAUAUCACUGAAGAUCAGAGAGAGGCGCUCUUAGACCUUUUGCUAAACCAUGGCCACGAGAAAAUUGCCCCUGAGAUCAGGCGAGAGCUCCUCGCCGGGCGAGGAAGGGGUGUCCCGGCUGAGCAACCAGGGCCAGCAUUUGACGGCGACGACACAAUGCUGGUCGACUCAUGAGACUCGUUAUUUGGCAUGUGCAUUUGUUUGCGCUUGCUCUGCCAUCGGCGGAGAAGCCAAAUAGGUCAUCUCAUUCUCCUAAACACCCUUUCUCU